Messenger RNA from Pimephales promelas (fathead minnow), 1460 nucleotides. It is a transcript of the gene grhprb, whose product is annotated as glyoxylate reductase/hydroxypyruvate reductase b. The record is from RefSeq and is a predicted model, not a curated record. Gene Ontology annotation, cellular component: cytosol. Lineage: Eukaryota; Metazoa; Chordata; Actinopteri; Cypriniformes; Leuciscidae. Gene Ontology annotation, molecular function: NAD binding; hydroxypyruvate reductase (NADH) activity; glyoxylate reductase (NADPH) activity.
AUGAUCCAUUGGUUGCCUGCCCUAAACUGUCCACACACUGCACUUGCUGCCGCUUCCAUCUUCUGUCAUACUAUACCAAAGAUCUCUGCAAUUGAUUGCUAUAUUGUUCGUAAUGUGGUGCAGUAGAACAGCGCUCGGGAGACUGCAGAAGAUCACCCCGUGUACCGUCACAGGAUUUCAUCGCGCGAUGUCCAUGUUACCCAAAGUUUAUGUGACGCGCAAGGUGCCGCCUGCCGGACUGGAAAUUCUCCGCAAAUCCGGACAGGUGCAGUUUGAGAUGUGGGACUCUGAUGACCCUGUGCCCCGAGUGGAGCUGCUGAAAAAGGUCAAAGGUUGCGAUGGAAUACUGUGUGUACUCACAGAGAAGAUUGACGCACACCUAUUGGACGCUGCAGGCCCAAAUCUAAAAGUCCUGAGCACCAUGUCUGUGGGCUUUGAUCAUCUUUCUCUGGAUGAACUCAAGAAAAGGGGAAUCCGUGUGGGAUAUACUCCUGAGGUACUGACUGACGCUGUGGCUGAAUUGACUGUCGCCCUGUUACUCACUACAUCCAGAAGACUCAUUGAGGCCACACAUGAGGCUAAAACGGGUGGCUGGGGAACUUGGAGAACUUUAUGGCUGUGCGGUCAUGAACUAGCAAACAGCACAGUUGGCAUUUUGGGACUUGGGAGGAUUGGUGUGGCUAUCGCCGAGCGUCUGAAGCCGUUUAAGGUGAAGAAGUUCAUCUACUCAGAUGUCGAGCCGAGACCUGAGCUCGCAAAUAUUAUAGAGGCAGAAUAUGUCUCUUUAGAUGAGCUGGCCAAGGAGUCUGAUUUUCUGGCCAUAUGCUGUGCUCUGACUCCAGAGACUCAUGGGAUUUGCAAUUGGAAUCUCUUCUCCAAGAUGAAGAAAAACGCCAUCUUCAUCAACACAAGCAGAGGGGGAGUGGUCAAUCAGGAGGAUCUGUAUGAAGCCCUGUCCACCGGUCGGAUUGCUGGAGCCGGCCUGGAUGUGACCACACCUGAACCACUGCCCACACACCAUCCUCUUUUCACACUCAAAAACUGUGUCAUUCUUCCCCACAUCGCCAGUGCUUCCUAUACGACACGAAACUCCAUGUCUGCUCUUGCUGCCAAUAACCUGCUGGCUGGACUCAGAGGAGAACGCAUGCCCAAAGAACUUAAACUGUAGAACUAGUUAAGGGAAUAGUUCUUUUCACAAUGAAAAUUAUGUCUUUAUUUACUCACCUUCCUGUUGUUCCAAACCUGUAUGCCGUCGUAUUUCCAUGGCACGGAAAAGGAGAAUUUGUGAAAAAUAUUCACACAGCUCUUUUAUACAGAAGAGUUUACAGUGACCACAGCUCCAAAAAAAGAAGAAUUAAUUACAAAAUAACUCGUAUUAAGGCCAAGAACCGAUAAGUGGCCUACAAUAAAAUUCUAUAUUAUUAAGUGAUUUAAAAUAAAACAAAUGUAAUUAUUUUAAA